CUGUGAUUGUUUACACUUUAUGUUAUAGAAGAGACAAUGUUCCUCCCACCUUAUUAAAAUUAUAUAUAUAAAGAUGACGGUGGAAAAGAAUAUGGGAGUUGAUCAUAGUUUGAGAUAAGAACAAGCAAAGUCUACAUCUUAUGCUGGCUGCCUAUUUUGCAGACCAAAACUCCAAACAUUAUUCCUUCAUUUCAGCAGAAUUAGAUCUUGGUUUCAGCCACAUACCUUUAACCUUCACACACAACAUUUUCUCCUUUUUUAAGUCAUUUUCUCUGUCAUCCUCUUUUGUUUCUAUUAACCACAAUCAUAGACAAAAAAAUCCCUUGUACCUCCUUUUCAGAGAAGAGCAUUGAAUCUCCUUUGAUCUUCCAAUUUUCACACAAUAUCUCUAUCCCUUGAAAACAAAAUGCUUCCUUUUGUACACUGUAUCUGGAUGCCUUCUGUUUCCUUCUACUUCUGACUUGUAAAUCAAAAGUAACCCCAUAUUUUCAAAUUCUACCCCUUUAAAUCUCUUUCCCCUUGUUUCGCUUUUUAAUUUGAAUUCUUUUCCUCACUUUUCUCUCCUAACUCACAUCCAACCUUAAAAAGUCCACCUUGUUUGGCUUUCGUUUUUGUUCUGUUUCACACUUCAACUUUGGUGGCAACAAAGAACAGCGUGAUUAUGUGUUCUGAAAUAGUUCCCCCUCGUUUCUCUUUUUCCCAUGAUGUCUCUGAGCAACCAAAGAAACAAGAUGCGUCACGCAAAGACACUAUGCUUCUUGGGUCAAAUCAUGACUUUGAGUUCAGCACCGGGAGAAGAAGCCUCGAGUUUGAAUCAUCUUCUGCUGACGAACUUUUCUCUAAUGGGGUGAUGCUUCCCGUUCAGAUGCAACAGAAGAGAAACACAACUCGGAAACACACCCUCUAUGGGGAAGCUCCGUACACGAGACUUCCUCCACUUCCAUGUUCCCCUAUUAUGAAGAAAGAUAGCAUUAGAGAAGUUGUCAAUGAGAAUGGUGGUUGUUGUGAGAAGAAAACUCAGUCCAACUCUUUCUGGGGGUUCGGCAGAAGCAAAAGUCUUAGUUGUGAUGGAAAGAAAAGCUUCAUGUCUUAUUCACCUCCUUUGUCAAGGAGCAAUUCAACUGGUUCGGUGCCACUUCCAAAGAGAGUUAGUUCGAGCAGGCAGCAUUCAGCUGCGAAGCCACUGUCAUCUUCGACUUCUUCAACCCUAAAUUUGUAUCCUGUGCAAAGGUCUCGUUCUGGUAAGAGUUAUUACGGUGGAUCUUAUGCCAAUGGUCUUUGGAUCAGUCCUGUUUUGAACCUACCAACUCCUUGCAUUUCGAAAGCAAGUGCUAGUCUCUUUGGGUUGGGUUCUUUUCUACGUGUUGGGAGGGCAAAGAAAAGCAAGAAAUAAUUUAAUUUGUUCAUAUUAGGUGAUGUGAUUAGUUAUGCUAAUUAGCAUGAAGCUUAUUAUAUAUGCCUAGCUAAUGAUUUGGAGAGCAAAAAGAAGAAAUGUAUGAUGAGGAUGCAGUUAAAAGGGUACUACAGGGUCGGGAGACAGAACAACGGGAAUCUGUCGGUCUUGUAUUGUUUUCUGUGUAUAAUAAAUGGAAGGUUUCGUGGUUA
Messenger RNA from Vigna angularis (adzuki bean), 1605 nucleotides. RefSeq lists its product as uncharacterized. NCBI's taxonomy places the organism in Eukaryota, Viridiplantae, Streptophyta, Magnoliopsida, Fabales, Fabaceae. The coding region runs from base 662 to 1393 and encodes 243 amino acids. The record is from RefSeq and is a predicted model, not a curated record. The transcript has a single exon.